UAUUAGUGUCUAGAUAAAAAAAACAAUCGUCUGUAUUCAUGAAAAGCAAUAAAAAUCGACUUCGUCAAGAUGGAAAUACCAAUUCAAGUAGCUGUACGCAUUUUUCCAGUCUAUCCCAAUGAAUUGUGUCGAGUGGAAACAUUUCCGAAAUAUAUCGAUGAUAAUUUAAAACAAUGUGGUGAUAUUUUGUCAAAUGGUUGCCAGCCAGGUAUCGAUGAGGGUGGGGUUGGUUUGGUGCAAGUAACAAGAUCUCGUCUAAUUGAAGACAAUAAUGGCAAUGCAUUGGAUAAUGAAAAAUCAUCUUUUAAAAUACGACAUGCUCUGCCCUAUGGAUGCCCACAAGAAUUUAUUUAUCGCAAUACCGUACAACCGAUGAUCCGAAAUUUUCUCGAAGGUUAUGAUGUGUCGAUUGUAACAUACGGACAAAGCGUCACAGGUAAAACGUAUUGCAUGUAUGGACCUGGUUUUGAUGGCGUCUACAAUGAAAUGGAAUAUGGCAUUGUGCCUCGUGCAAUUUGCGACAUUUUUUCACAGCUAUCAAAACGACCGAGUGGAUGCCGUUUUUCAGUGAAUAUUGCAUGGAUUGAAGUAAAUGGCAAUGAAAUACACGAUAUUUUGGGUGGCCGAAUUAUUCAAUGCAAUAAUCUGAAUGACGCAUUUCAUUUGUUACGAAUUGGUUUUUCAAAUCGAAAUACAGACGGAACGCACAGUAUUUUUACCAUAACAAUCGAACAGCAAUGGGUCAGUCCAGAUGGUUUACUUCAGCAUCGUCUAUCGACGGCCAGCUUUUGCGAUUUAUCGGGAACUCAACGAAUUGUAAAUGAAUUUAACGAGGAAAUUAGUGUGCCAAAAGAUCCGGGACUGCGGAUGUUGGAGAGAAUUGUGAUUUCAUUGUGUGAUUCGACGAUGCUGGAAAAUGAACGAAAUUUGUUGAUGAAUCAUUACGAAGAGACAAUGCUAACUAGAUUAUUGAAAGAUUCAUUUGGUGGCCGAGCACAAACCCUAUUAAUUUGCUGUGUAUCCCCGUUGGAAGAACACACGUUUGAAACCAUCGAGAAUUUACAUUUUGCUUACAAAACACAGUUUGUCAGGAAUGCCGUGAUAUUGAAUACAUUUUCCGAUAAUAAUAUGCCAAUAUCGAAUUUCCUUGAUCCAACUGCCAUGAUUGAUCCACGUUUGAUCAAAUUUCCACCAUACAAUCCAGCCGAUGCUAUGAACAAAGUGAAUCCAACCACACAAAAUGCAUCGGGCACGGAAUUUACAGCCAAUUGGACUAAACUCAUUGCAAAUGCUGAAGGUUUAUUUAAUAAAUUGCUGAUAAACAAUAAAUUACUUAACGACAAUGAUCGCGAAUGUAUCGAAGAAUGGAUGUACUUAAAACAAGAAUGUGAAUCAUUCAGUUCGGCCGGAUUAAUAUCGAAUGGUGGCCGCCUAUUGAAACCAAUCCAAGAAACCGAUGAGAAUAGUGAAAAUGAUGAACGCAGCAAUGGUGAAAUUUUGGAACAAGAAAAAACCGAUCAUUCCGGUCAAAAUGCCACAUUUUCAGACAAUGAAAGCGAUGCUGACGAGAAUUUGGAGCAUGUUGAGGCGAAAAUUCCCGAUCUAAUGAUUAAUUUUUCACGCCAUGUGAAUAAAAUGAUUGAAGAUUAUUAUAAAAACUAUGUAGAUACAUAUCCGAAAGCUGUGCUAAACAGUUACGACGACAAGCCAAAAGAAUUGGCUAUUGUGGCCGCCGGUGUUGCAACGAAUCGACGUCGAUCGGUUCAAGCUGGUGAUAGCAAUAGUGGAUUGAGUAGUUCCGAACUGGAUCAUUUAAAUCGGAUUGCUGAAGAGACAACAAAAGAACGCUUAGAAGAGAGUAUUCGAAACAGUCAACAAAUGUGUUUAAAUACGACGGUUGGUCGUGAGGCAACCGCAUUUUUGGAAAAUUCCGAUCAUUUGCAUCCGUUGAGAAUGGCCAGUCGUCAUCAAUCAGAAGUGUUGUUUUUGAACCAUAUCCGUCGCUUUCGAACCGAUAUCGAAGCGAAAGAAUCGAAAAUUACCGAACUAAAGCAAAAUAUUAAAAUAAAAAAAGAGCUUAUGAAAAUAAAUAGUGGCAGAGAUAAAGCAAAACGAGGACUUAAUCGUAAGGUUGCAUCAUUGGAAACGAAAAAGGAACGAUGCAUAAAAGCAAUGGAACGCUGUGAGAAAAAGGAAAUUGACAAAUGGAAAAUGGAAUUAUCCAAAAUUGAAACACAACUAACGGAAAUAUCUCGUUUGAGAGCGAUUAGUCAACACAGUGACAACACAAUCAAGGGCUUUCAACAAGAUAUUGAAAUAAGUGAUAAACAAUUGAAAAUGUUGGAGAAAGCAUUGGAAGCAGAUAAGAAGUCGCUGCGUGAAGCUGAAACAAAAUGGAAAAGCGAAAAGGCAAAGAAUGCCAAAACUGCAAAAGAAGAGAAACGUAUGAGUGUUGACACCCGUAUCACGCAAUUCGAUAGUGUGCUGAAAGAAAAGAGCGAAUAUUUGCAGAAAAAUAACGACGAAAGUGAAAUGGUGCAAUCAAUUCGGCAUGAAAUUCGAAAUUUACGAAGUCAACGUGAUCGUUUAACUGAUGCACAGUGUCUGCUAAAUCAAAAAUUGAAAAAGGAACGACUAACCGAAUGGGAAACUCGAAAAAUACUCGAAUAUGAUGUUGCCAAGGAGGUGAUCGAUCACGCAAUGGAAAUGAAGAAUCAAUUGAUAUGCGGCCGUGAUAUGUUGAAUCGGAAAAGUGUCGGAAAUCCAGAUCUCAUGAGUCAAUUAAAUAAGUUAAAUGAAAAAGAGAUGCGUGUACUGCUGUACAAAUGUUUUCAAAAAAUUGUCGAUUUACGCGACAGCAGUCGUCAGUUGGAGAUUCAAUUGUUGCAAUUAGAACAGGAACGAAAUGAAUGGAAACUACGUGAACGUGUAUUGUGCGAUGAAUUCCAGCAGUCCCGUUUGGUAGGAGAACGUAAUACGCUCGAUUUACAAAGACACUAUGAAAGAACGCUAACAAUGCUAUUGCAGAGAGCUGGCGAAGACUGUGCAGAAUCGCCAAAUAUACCAAGUGAUUCAUUUAUGCUGCCAUCACCAUAUUCACCGUUUACACAUUCCAAUAAUCGUCAUCAUGCCAUUCGAAAUGAAAUCGGCUUUGGCAUUCAUGAUUAUAAAAGUGCAAAUCAACAUCAACAACAUGCAUAUCGUUUUGCAAAUACAGCUGUAGCCACAACAUCCAAACGAGAAAUUGCCGAAAGAGAAAUUGCUGACGCGCUCAAUAAUCCAAAGCAAAAGGCUACCGGCUCACUAUUCUUUAGACGCUUCGCUUCAAGCAAUGGAUUUAAACGUAAUAUACCACAACUAUUGAUGGCCAAUGGUACACCACAAAAUACAACGACCGAAAGCAAAGUCAGUCUGGUUAAAAGAAAAAAUUCAUCUAGGAAAAUUAUCAUCCAACAAAAUAAACCUUAAUUUCAUUUGAGUACAUAUAUAUACAUAUGUAUAGAUGUGUUAGAUGCAGCAAUUCUAUUUGCAUUUAUCGGAUAUUUUUAACAAACAAAUUUAUUUCUUCUUUUUAUUUUCUAUUUACAACAUUAGUAUGUAGUCAA
Molecule: messenger RNA, 3605 nt
Organism: Contarinia nasturtii (swede midge)
Lineage: Eukaryota; Metazoa; Arthropoda; Insecta; Diptera; Cecidomyiidae
Product: kinesin-like protein costa
Exons: 1
Coding region: 70-3468 (1132 amino acids)
Biological process (GO): microtubule-based movement; mitotic spindle organization
Molecular function (GO): microtubule motor activity; ATP binding; microtubule binding
Source: RefSeq, a predicted model, not a curated record